Messenger RNA from Microsporum canis CBS 113480, 1107 nucleotides. RefSeq lists its product as hypothetical. Bases 1 to 1107 code for a protein of 368 amino acids. The transcript is spliced from 2 exons. Gene Ontology annotation, biological process: transcription by RNA polymerase I. The record is from RefSeq and is a predicted model, not a curated record. NCBI's taxonomy places the organism in Eukaryota, Fungi, Ascomycota, Eurotiomycetes, Onygenales, Arthrodermataceae.
AUGAAAGCGCCGUUGAGCAAAGAAAUAGUUUCGGACAGUUCAAGUUCAGAGAGCGAGGAGGAAUCGCGGCUUACGAGACAGGAUAAGCCAAAGAAAAGCAAAAAGGCCAUCGAGACAACAGAGGAAUCGAGUAUUCCCAGCUCGGGAGAGUCUUCAAGGGGCUCAACUGGUACAGAAGAUGAAGAUUCAGAAUCAGCAUCACCUGCGGAACCUGUACCACCUCCCUCUAGUAAAAAGAAGGUGACGAUACAAGAGGAGAAUACAAUUGCCCCUCUACCAUCUAAAGCAUUUAAGCCUCCACCAGGAUUCCAGUUCAUGCAGAAAUCUUCCUCCCAGCCCAGCGAUAUAUCACAGCUUCUCUCCAACCUUGACGGCAAGCAGUUAUGGCAUAUAACAGCCCCCAUGGGAGUUCCGGUAUCGUCGAUAGAGAGCCUUGCUGUGAAUGCCAUCUCAGGUGGAGAGCCAGUCCUGACACACAAGGGAACUGCCUACCGACUACAGGAGAACCAGCUAGGGGCCGAGAAGCAGAAAUCGCUGCUUAUUCCAGGUAAGGAUGGUAAUGUCUACCGCCGGCAAAGACGCCCUGUCUCCAGAACAUACCGUCUCGAGCAGGUCGUCAGUAUCCCACACGGAGAUAACUUCCAUGCCAACGGAUCCGUGGACAUAUCAGCCUUGACGAAAAGGCCACCAAAGCAGCCCCAAAAUCUACGAAUGCGCUACAAGCCGUUUGGGUCGGCAGAUCAGCUUCCAGAAACAAUUGGGUUAAGCGACAGCGAGCCAGAGCCAGAGGACAAGCAGUUCAAAGUGCCCAAGGGAGCCGAUAUAGAUCGAAAGCACAAGAAGAGAAAGCAGGAUAUCGAGGGCGAUGAAGAGCCAGCCAGUUCGGCGCGAGAGAGCCCGAAGAAGAGACAGUCUCUUCCGAUACGGGAAGACGGCGAGCAGAAGAAGCAGAAGAAGUCCAAGAAGAGCAUAGAAGGCAGACAAAAGGCAGACAGCCCUGAAGCCCAAAAGAAAAACAGCAAGAAAAAACACAGAGACGAGAUUGAUGAAGAGCGAAAAGUACGCAAGGAAGAGAAGCGGCGGAAGAGACAGUCGGAAGCUAUGUAA